GCUGGAGGACCCACAAGUCUGGUUCCUACCUUGAGAGCCUCUUCCCGUAGGCAAUGCGCACUCAGGCACCGGAGGACAGAGGUGGCCAGCCAACACCUUCACUGGGGCCCUCACCCGCAAGCAGGACCAGACGCUGUGAGUGGCCACCCUCAUCAUCGCCGGGACAAGGCCAACGGCUGACAGGGCUAAGGAACACCAUUGUGUGCGACCAGCAAACAGUGCCAGUCUGAGUCCCAUCAUGCCAGGCCAGCUCUCGCUCUGCAGCAUCCUUCUCCCUUGGGCCCUCACCUUCAUCCAUAAAACCCUGGGGGACCCAGCGCCCCACCCCGGCCCCCACUACCUCCUGCCCCCCAUCCACGAAGUCAUUCACUCUCGUCGUGGGGACACGGCCACACUACCCUGCGUCCUGGGCGCCCCGCCUCCCAGCUACAAGGUGCGCUGGAGUAAGGUGGAGCCCAGGGAGCUCCGGGAGACACCGAUCCUCAUCACCAACGGGCUCCACGCCCGCGGCUACGGGCCCCUGGGGGGACGGGCGAGGCUGCGGAGGGGCCACCGGCUGGACGCCUCCCUGGUCAUCGCGGGCGUGCGCCUGGAGGACGAGGGCCGGUACCGCUGCGAGCUCAUCAACGGCAUCGAGGAGGAGAGCGUGGCGCUGACCCUGCGCCUGGAAGGCGUGGUGUUUCCGUACCAGCCCAGUCGGGGCCGGUACCAGUUCAAUUACUACGAGGCCAAGCAGGCGUGCGAGGAGCAGGACGGCCGCCUGGCCACCUAUGCGCAGCUGUACCAGGCCUGGACGGAGGGGCUGGACUGGUGUAACGCGGGCUGGCUGCUGGACGGCUCGGUGCGCUACCCGGUGCUCACGGCGCGCGCUGCGUGCGGCGGCCGCGGCCGCCCAGGCAUCCGCAGCUACGGCCCUCGCGACUGGAAGCGCGACCACUACGACGCCUUCUGCUUCUCCUCGGCCCUCGCAGGUGAGNNNNUCUUCGUCCCGGGCCGGCUGACCCUGUCGGAGGCCCACGCGGCGUGCGGGCGGCGCGGGGCCGCGGUGGCCAAGGUCGGGCACCUCUACGCCGCCUGGAAGUUCUCGGGGCUGGACCAGUGCGACGGCGGCUGGCUGGCGGACGGCAGCGUGCGCUUCCCCAUCUCCACGCCGCGGCCGCGCUGCGGGGGCCUCCCGGACCCCGGGGUGCGUAGCUUCGGCUUCCCCCGCCCGGAGCAGGCGGCCUACGGCACCUACUGCUACGCAGAGAAGUAGGGGCCCAGCGCGCCCCUACGCUCGGGGGUCGUGUCGGAGUCCCCCGCAGGCCUGUCCUCCCGCCAGACGGGGAGCGACCUCUCCCGAUCCCCCUCCCGGGGCCCAGGCUGCGGGGCCGAGGACCCGGCUGGCCCGGUGUCUGGGAGCGGAGGGCGUCUUGACCUUCAGAACGACCCACGAUCGAGGACUGACGCCAAGGGGACUGUCACCGAAAGGGGGGCCGGUGGGGCACCCAGGGGCAUUAACUCAUCUCUAUACAGCAAUAAAAUAACUCGGGGACCGGU
Messenger RNA from Echinops telfairi (small Madagascar hedgehog), 1539 nucleotides. RefSeq names its product hyaluronan and proteoglycan link protein 2 (gene HAPLN2). Bases 239 to 1255 code for a protein of 338 amino acids. The transcript is spliced from 7 exons. The record is from RefSeq and is a predicted model, not a curated record. NCBI's taxonomy places the organism in Eukaryota, Metazoa, Chordata, Mammalia, Afrosoricida, Tenrecidae. Gene Ontology annotation, biological process: cell adhesion. Gene Ontology annotation, molecular function: hyaluronic acid binding.